Lethenteron reissneri (Far Eastern brook lamprey) is the source of this 612-nucleotide messenger RNA. Its product is annotated as basal cell adhesion molecule-like. Lineage: Eukaryota; Metazoa; Chordata; Hyperoartia; Petromyzontiformes; Petromyzontidae. The record is from RefSeq and is a predicted model, not a curated record.
GCUGCUCUCCGUGCUUACUGAAAUCCGAGGAUUGACGACGGGAGGAGAAGGGCACGGUGGGUUCACGGCUCCACAAGCGGCAGCAGCAGCAGCACCAACAGCAGCAGCAGCAACAGCAGCUGCAAGCAGCAGCGAGAACUUGCCGGCCACAUGUCGCUGCGAUGUGUCGCGUUGCUGUUGCUCGUCUCCGUCUCCUUCCAAGGCGUCGAAGCGGCGAUCUCCGUGGCGGUGACCCCGCUGGUGGAGGUGGAGCUGGGAAGUCCGCUGGUGAUCCCCUGCACGGUCACCAGCUCCGUGGGCGAGGAGGUGGUCACCCAGUGGUUCAUCAUUUCACAAUCUUCGCGAACGAGGAUCUCGUACCGCGACGCGCGACUCUUCGUGGCGGACUUGGGCACCGGCUACGAGAGUCGCAUCGACGCUCGCCGCAGCGACUCCGCGCUGGCUCUGAACGCGACGGAGACCGCUGACGAGCGCGACUUCGUCUGCCAGGUGGUGGCGGGGCGCGCCAGCGUGGCCGAAGCCACUGCAAGCGUGCGGGUGUUUUCGGCCCCCACGGUGGCCGUGACGGCGAGCCAGAGGCCCGUGCUGCUCAAGCCGCAGCACCACCACAAG